Wickerhamiella sorbophila is the source of this 681-nucleotide messenger RNA. RefSeq names its product DNA-dependent metalloprotease WSS1. The transcript has a single exon. Bases 1 to 681 code for a protein of 226 amino acids. The record is from RefSeq and is a predicted model, not a curated record. NCBI's taxonomy places the organism in Eukaryota, Fungi, Ascomycota, Dipodascomycetes, Dipodascales, Trichomonascaceae.
AUGGAAAUCGGCGAUGUCCAUGUUUUACAGCGCCAAGAAAACCGUGAGUAUGCUAAAGAAUUAAUUGAUAAAGUUGCGUCGUACGUCAAGCCCAUUAUGAGAAGGCAUGGCCUGAAAGUUGGCAAGUUGACUGAGUUCUUCCCCAAAAACCCUAAUUUAUACGGUACAAACUACGGCAAAGGGAUUUGUAUCAGCCUAAGGCUUCGGUAUUCUCAUGAUACUACCAGUUUUCUUGAUUUCGAGAGCGUCUUAGAAACCAUGCUUCACGAGCUGGCUCAUAACACAGUCGGACCACACAAUACGCGGUUUUUCAGCGUGUUCGAGUCCUACAAAAAUGAGAUGUUUUCUAUGAGAGCAAAAGGGUUCAAAGGAGAUCUAUUUAUUGGCGCUGGCCAGCGGCUUGGUGGCUCGGCCAGACCCCGCCCUGUACUGAAAGCUUCACGUCCACGAGGAAGAAAACUAGGAGGCAGAGCUAAGGAGGGCGACGUCCGCAGUAUAUUGGCCGAUGCCGCAGAAAAGCGUCGGAUGGCCGAUAAGAUGUGCGCUCCAGUGGACUUUGACGAUCUUGGCGUAGAGGAAAUCACGGCCGAGGAGUUCUACAAGUCCGCCCGGCAAUGGCAUUCCAGCGAAAGCCAAAUUGUUGAUUUAACUAAGAAGCAGUGCUUUGUAGACUUGACCUAA